AUGACUGGCUCGAAGAUAAAGAAAAAAUGUAGAAUCUGUGAUAAAAUAUAAAAUAGUACAAGAAAUAGAAGCAUUAAAGAUUAUAGUAUCAAGAAAUCUUCGUAUUUGUUUUCUAGAAAAGCGAUCGAUCGCAAUAGACCUCUAUAAAUAUUGAAAGUGAUCAUUUGGAAAGACAAAAACUAUGAUAUUUGA
Paramecium octaurelia is the source of this 192-nucleotide messenger RNA. NCBI's taxonomy places the organism in Eukaryota, Ciliophora, Oligohymenophorea, Peniculida, Parameciidae. The record is from the annotation of a GenBank genome assembly.